UAUAAAUGAAGAUGAAGAUAUCGAAAAAGCAAUAAAAAAUAUUCGAGAAACAACUGUAGCAAAUAUUAAAUCGGAUCGAAAAAAUAUCAAUAAGAAUAAAUCUAAACUUCCUAAGAUCUCUAAUUGGUAUCAGUUUAAAUAUCCAGUAGAAGGUGAAUUUGCAAGUUUUUUGUGUGCUCGACCUCUUCCACAUUUUGGUCCUGAUCUUAGCCGACUAACGAAAGAUGCGAUCAAAAAAGAAUUGAACAAAAGAGGUAUAGAAUAUGAUGAAGAACAGGAUAAGUCAGAGCUAGUCAUUAUAUUAAAGACAAAUAUACAAUCCAAAAUCUUAGAUAUAAUUGAAGCAACACGGCAAGUAGCCAGCACAAAUAAUUUCGUAGAAGAAAAGAUAAUUAUGAGUUCUAAAAUGCAAGAGAAUAAAAAAAAACAAGUAUUGAAAGAAAUGCAAGAAUUUGGAAAAUGGGGAGGAUGUAAAUAUAUGACAGCUCAUAUAACAGAAUUAUUAAAAAGCUUUUUUCAUGCUGGUGAUAUUGACAAAAGCGAACGGUAUAGUGCAAAAGACAUGCUUGAUGCAUUAGAAAAAAGGGCGGAAACGGGAGAAUUAGAAAAUAGUGAGAUACUAAAGCUUAAGACUAUCGAAAAUUGGAUUGGACGUUAUGCACAGCAGUAUAAAAAGGAGUUAGCUGAAAAAGCACAAACUUUGAUAUAA
Messenger RNA from Racocetra persica, 709 nucleotides. NCBI's taxonomy places the organism in Eukaryota, Fungi, Glomeromycota, Glomeromycetes, Diversisporales, Gigasporaceae. The record is from the annotation of a GenBank genome assembly.